UCAAGUUACAUGCAUGGAGCUACAGCUCCAAGUACUGGUUCGUUCGCCUUUUCACCUUUCGUACAGCAGCCGCAGUCGCAGCAGUUUCAGCAUCCUUUUUAUAUCUUCGGACGUUCCCCUGCUCAACAACAACAGCAGCAGUAUCAGCAACCACAGCCAGUACAGCAACAGCAACAACAACAACAGCAACAACAACAACAACAACAACAACAACAACAACAACAACAACAACAACAACAACAACAACAACAACAACAACAACAACAACAACAACAACAACAACAACAACAACAACAACAACAACAACAACAACAACAACAACAACAACAACAACAACAACAACAACAACAACAACAACAACAACAACAACAACAACAGCCAAGCAUCGUUUUCCAGCCUCCAAAUUUACUUAAUAAUACACAGAUCAAGACAACCGUACCUUUCAAUGGUAUAGGAUUUUGGGCAUCCUGACCAAUCAGGGCAAGCCUCCAAAAAACCGUGUAGCACUCA
Molecule: messenger RNA, 510 nt
Organism: Closterium sp. NIES-67
Lineage: Eukaryota; Viridiplantae; Streptophyta; Zygnematophyceae; Desmidiales; Closteriaceae
Source: the annotation of a GenBank genome assembly